AUGACCCAUGCUUCAUUUUCUGAGGAGAACAACCGAGCACUAAGCAUUCUAGGCACGAGCAUCAUAGAAACAUUUGUGUCCUUUAGGUAUCUUCUAAAUGAUAUGGAUAUUUAUUCAAAAACUCUGAAUCGUGUGAUAGCAGAGGCAUGUAAUGUGGAGUCCUCAUGUCCUGUGGAUGGGAUGAGGUUGGGAUUGCACAAAAUAGUCAGAGUCUCUCACAAUACCAACUGUACCACUCCUGCCAUAGUCUGUGGUGCUUUCCGUGCAAUAUUUUCUGUUGUUGCUCUCGACUCUGGAAAGUCAGAUGAUGCUUCAAAAGUGUCCUGGAAUGUCCAUACUCGUACAGUCUGUCUCCAGGUUGGUGGUGAACCAGGAAACAGGCCAUUCACCAUUAGAAAAGUACAAUACAGCAUUACAGCUCAAUGUUGCAAGCUUGCCGAACUUAAUUCCUUUAAGCUGAACAAGUCUAGUAGUGACUAA
Molecule: messenger RNA, 480 nt
Organism: Chenopodium quinoa (quinoa)
Lineage: Eukaryota; Viridiplantae; Streptophyta; Magnoliopsida; Caryophyllales; Amaranthaceae
Product: protein NUCLEAR FUSION DEFECTIVE 2-like
Exons: 2
Coding region: 1-480 (159 amino acids)
Biological process (GO): RNA processing
Molecular function (GO): ribonuclease III activity
Source: RefSeq, a predicted model, not a curated record